Molecule: messenger RNA, 1870 nt
Organism: Uranotaenia lowii
Lineage: Eukaryota; Metazoa; Arthropoda; Insecta; Diptera; Culicidae
Gene: Scamp
Product: secretory carrier-associated membrane protein 1
Exons: 6
Coding region: 394-1485 (363 amino acids)
Biological process (GO): protein transport
Cellular component (GO): trans-Golgi network membrane; recycling endosome membrane
Source: RefSeq, a predicted model, not a curated record
AAAAGUCAAUUUCGUGCAUUGAUGGCGAACUGCAGCAACGCAGUGAAAAAUUUUCUCUUCAAAUCAUCGUCGAUCGCCUAAAAUCUGGAAUCGAAAAUUAACUAUAAAUCAAACACCGAAUAUUAUGAAAAGUGCUGCAAAACAAGCACUAAGUUAAGGAGAUCGUAUGCGGGAGUUUUACGUCGCGGAAAUAGGUGAACGGGACGCUCAGAACGACAGGGAUUGUUUCGUUUGUGUAUUGGAUUUUUUUUCUUGCUGGCUAAAGGCUACAGUGACAAGUGAAUAGUCAUCAGAGCAACUCUGGUUCCAAAACUGAUAACGGGACGACGAAAGCAGAAAAAAGCUUCAUUCUAUCGCAUUAAUUAUCAUUGAAAGCAGAAGCUGCUGGUGACCAUGUCUGGAUUCGAUGAUAACCCGUUUGGUGAGCCGAUCGUGGACAAUCCGUUUGCGGAUCCAUCGAUACAAGCUGCCACCCGCAAUACUACGAAUCCCCAGCAGAUGCUGGAUGAUUAUGACCCUUUUUCGAGCGACGCCGUACAACAGCAGCGAUCACAGCAGCAGCAGGGACAACCGGCGACCUUGCAACCUUCGUCGCAGAAUGUUCCGGCCUACAGUCCCAGUGCGGCACAGUACAACAACGGAGCGGGAAUCAUCGGUUCCGGUGCCGGAGGAGGUCCCAGCAGUCCGGCUGCGAUGACACAGAUUUCCACCGCCGAAUUGCAGCGCCGCCAAGAUGAGCUGGAGAAAAAAGCCAAAGAACUGGAGCGCAGAGAAGCGGAGCUAAUGAGCAGUGCCAACGCAAGCCGGCCGAAUAACUGGCCUCCGCUACCAUCCUUCUGCCCGGUGCAGCCGUGUUUCUACCACGACAUCAGUAUUGACAUCCCGGCGGAGUUUCAGAAAAUUGUGCAGAACCUCUACUACCUGUGGAUGUUCUACUCGUUGGUCAUGGUGGUUAACAUCUUCGGUGGGUUGGUGAUUCUGAUCCAUUCUCAGGAGUUUCGCACCUUUGGGUUGGGCAUUUUCUAUGCUAUACUUUUCACCCCGGCUUCGUUCCUGUGCUGGUAUCGCCCAGCUUAUAAGGCCUUCAAGAACGAUUCCAGCUUCAACUUUAUGAUGUUCUUCUUCAUUUUCUUUUUUCAAACAAUGGUUACGAUCAUUCAGACGAUCGGAUUUCCGGGAUCGGGAACUUGUGGUUUGAUACUGGCCAUUUAUCAGCUUUCAUCGGGUGGAUUGGGUAUUUUAGUUGGCAUUUUUGUACUGGCCAUUGCCAUUGGCUAUGGAGCAUGUGCUGCUGGUAAUAUUUUCAUGCUGAGCAAGAUCCACGCAAUCUAUCGCAGUGGCACCGAAACUAAUCGAAUUACAAUGGACAAGGCGCGCCAGGAGUUCCAGUCGGGAUUCUUCGGUAAUCAGAUUGUACGAGAUGCGGCUGCCGGGGCUGCUCGAGCUACCGUUACAUCGCAGUUCAGUCAGAACAGCAUUUACUAAUAGGCCCUCCCUUCUAAAAGUGAUCACAGUUGAGGAAGAAAGCAUUGAAUUUGCGUCCGAUAGUCAGUGAUUGUAGUUCCAGCUUAAAUAGUGAGAAGCAAAGAAGGUAACCAACCAGAAGAUCAAUUGAAUGUUGUUUAGCACAAAUUUCCUAAGAGUAUAAAGAAAAUUCGCGUACGGAACAGGGCAGUUUAAUCCGCCAGAAGAAAGUGUUCCUUUUCGUGUGUACUGUAUCUCCUCAGUGUUAUAUUAGGUUCAUCAGGCGGUAAGAGGAAAACGAAAGCGGAACUUAAGUUUCUACAUGCAUUUCACAAAUUAUUCCUGUAUUUCUAUGUAACAACACAAUCAUCGGAAGGACAAGAUUAUUAAAAUGUGCUUGAUUAAA